Messenger RNA from Staurois parvus, 282 nucleotides. The record is from the annotation of a GenBank genome assembly. NCBI's taxonomy places the organism in Eukaryota, Metazoa, Chordata, Amphibia, Anura, Ranidae.
UGCAACCUGUCAGUGUCCAUCAAUGCCAGCGGUCUGUGCUCAUCAAUGCCACCUGCCAGUGCCCAUCGGUGCCUCAUCACAGUGCACAUCAAUGCCACAUAUCAGUGGCCAUCUGAGCUGCCUUUCAGUGUCACCUGUCAGUGCCACCUAUCAAUGCCAGUUAGUGCCACCUAUCAGUGCUGCCUAUUAGUGCACAUCAGUGCUGCCUAUCAUUGCCCAUCAGUGCCGCCUAACAGUGCCAGUCAGUGCCACCUAAUAGUGCCAGUCAGUGCCGCCUAUCAG